This is a messenger RNA of Thelazia callipaeda (thelaziosis nematode), 549 nucleotides long. Lineage: Eukaryota; Metazoa; Nematoda; Chromadorea; Rhabditida; Thelaziidae. The record is from the annotation of a GenBank genome assembly.
AUGGAAGUGAAUGGCGGAAAUACCAAUGCGAGCAGCUGCGACAUCAAUUGUAAUGCUAUCAACAAUUCCAGCAGACCAAUAGAUCAGUUAUCUAAUGGCUGGAAACGAGUCUCUGAAGGAUCUUCCACUUCACAGCUGAAAGAUGUAGGAGAGCGCUCUGCCAGCUUACCGGAACCAGGAAUCAGUAGAAUGAUUACGGUUGAAAUUAUCAUUCGAGGAAUCGAGGAACAAGCGCAUGCUGCAAUCAUCAGUAUCGCAGGACGUCCAUAUUUGCAGAGACGGUUCUUAGAGAAGUCAACGAAACGUAUCGAAGCACAAGAUACGCACUUCGAGAAAAAUACGCUACACGAGUCUAAGGGGGCCGAAAAGUGUAUGAGAAGCAUGAGUCUCAUGCUUGCUCUCAAACGUGACUGUCUUGAAGCCUUGAGCAUGCUGACAGAACGCAUGGGAGUUUACGAAAAUAAAAUAAAAGUUAUGAGUCCUGAUGUGCAUUCAAAAUUCAAAACGCCAGAUUUUAGUUCUUUAGAAGGCGAUUUUAUAGAAAACUAA